Messenger RNA from Trematosphaeria pertusa, 1878 nucleotides. RefSeq names its product aldehyde dehydrogenase. The record is from RefSeq and is a predicted model, not a curated record. NCBI's taxonomy places the organism in Eukaryota, Fungi, Ascomycota, Dothideomycetes, Pleosporales, Trematosphaeriaceae. The coding region runs from base 300 to 1766 and encodes 488 amino acids. Gene Ontology annotation, molecular function: succinate-semialdehyde dehydrogenase (NAD+) activity. The transcript has 4 exons.
UCGUAUACCUCAUCGGAGCCCCGGUGGUCACCCAAGCACAUAUGUCUACAGCCGUGGUGCGAAAUAGCAUGGUUAAUGUCGCUUGGCGAAGCAGCAUCCGACCCCAUCCGCUACUACAAACUCCACCUUGAUGAUGGCUUCCUUUCAGCAAUUCGACCAUGGCCCCCAACUUCACGAUAUCUCGGCGAAGCUUCCGCGCUGACCCGAGCAGCGCUUAGCAGCCAACGACGGUAUAAAUAUAAGCAGCCAAGGGCGCAGUCCAGUGAUGCCUAUAUUCACAACAUUCAUACCCAGUAGCUAUGUCCGAAGUACCUCUUAUCCCGCUUGUCAUUGACAACAAGCCAUUCGAUGACCCGGACGCACAGGUCGCCCUCAACCAUUCAGCCUUCCAUGGCGGCAGUCCUUACACCAGAUAUGUGUCAGCCACCCCGGCAUCCACAAAAGCUGCUGUAGAGUCAUCGCUCCUUGCCUUCAAAACCUGGCCUCAGACCCUUCCAUCGCAGCGGCGCCAGAUUCUACAGAGAGCGGCUUCUCUUAUCCGGGAGAAUGCCGUCAAAUUGAUCCAGGUCCAGGUCGAGGAGACCAACUGCACCGAGUUUUGGGCACAGCGAAAUGUCGCGUGGUCUGCUACACAUAUCGAAGAGAUGGCCGGUCGCAUCACCUCGGUGCUUAGCGGUGAACUUCCCGUCUUGGAGACCCCCGGUCAGACCGGCUUCGUCUACAAGGCGCCGAUCGGCCCGGUCCUGAGUAUCCCGCCAUGGAACGCCGCUCUGUUCCUCGCUUGCCGGACGAUCGACACGCCGUUGGCUGUGGGCUGUACCGUCCUUCUCAAAGCAUCGGAGCAGUGUCCCCGCACUCACCAUAUGCUGGCUGGUCUCUUCCACAAAGCUGGUGUCCCAGAGGGCGUUCUCAAUGUCAUCCAAGCCCGUCGUGAAGAUGCGGCUGCCGUGACGGAAGCUGCCAUCAGCCAUCCUGGUAUUCGCAAGGUUGAGUUUAUUGGCUCGGCCUCGGUUGGUCGUGUUAUCGGAUCACUUGCUUCCAAGUACUUGAAGCCCAUUCUCAUGGAGCUUGGUGGAAAGAGCCCUGGUAUUGUCCUGGAAGACGCCGAUCUGGAACUUGCGGCUAGAUCACUCGUCGAAGGAGCCUUUCGUCACCAUGGGCAAAUCUGCUUCUCCACCGAAACAAUCAUUGUUCGGCGGGAGGUUGCGGACGCUUUCGUCGAGUGCGCAAAAAAGGUGGCUUCACAGUGGAAGACAGAGCCCGCGAUUUCGGCUGCGGGGCCCCGAAGAGCCUUGGGGUUGGUCCAAGAUGCGCUAUCCAAGGGCGCCAAAAUUCUCCUCGGCGAACCGAAGUUACUGAAUGACUACUCCCUCACCCCGAUCAUCCUUAGCUCGGUUACUCCAGAGAUGGAGAUUGCCGAUGAAGAGAGCUUUGGACCCAUCGCCAUUCUUAAAAUCGUGGCUAGCGACGAAGAAGCUGUGAGCAUUGCCAAUUCAACAAGCUACGGCCUCGGUGCCGGUGUGUUCAGCAAGGACGUGGGUCGUGCAUUUCGAAUUGCGCGGCAAAUCGAGGCCGGCCAGACGCAUAUCAACUGGCCAUACGGGACUGGUGCGGAUGAAGCAACACUAGGAGUGGGGCUUGCUAAGUCGAGCGGGUUCGGUAGGCAGAACGCCAAUCACGGGCUGGAGGAGUUUUUAAUUGUCAAGACCAUCACCAUCACUGAUCCUGUGGCGCAUUUUAAGACCCUUAGUGCGAUGCAAGGCUGAAUCCGUUCCUGCGCUCAAAAUAGUCUCCUGUGUACGGACUUCUUCUCUGGGGUAAGCGUGACCGAAGGAACCUAGGCCAUAUCGCGGCUUAUUACCCGUUUUGGCUCUCCGA